Molecule: messenger RNA, 1530 nt
Organism: Rotaria sordida
Lineage: Eukaryota; Metazoa; Rotifera; Eurotatoria; Philodinida; Philodinidae
Source: the annotation of a GenBank genome assembly
AUGAUCGUUCAAUCUACACCAGUCAUAUUAAAACAACGAAAUCAAGCUAAUCGAGAAUGUCUUUAUGCAUGGUAUCCGGAAGUUGUAACAGAUACAUCAACAGCAAUACCCAUGGGACCACGUGAUAUUUAUAUUCAUAAAGGAAUUGAUAAAGAUCUUAUACAACAAAACUCAUCAAUAAAUGGAUUAAUCAAUGGUUAUAAUAAUAACAAUAGUGAUAAUGAACUUCUACAACGUUAUGGACAAACUAUGGCACCAAGUGAACGUAUAUAUCACUCAGCAGAAACACUUGAUGAAGCAUUAAGAACACCAUGGGCAUUACAUUAUGAAAUACAACGAAGACCAGCAACACCAAAUCCACCAUCACAUUCUACUGAUACAAUACGUGAAGAAAUGCCACGUCGUUUGAAAAGUGCCCCACUUGUUCGUUCACUUCCAGUAACAUCCGUUCUUACAAUUCCUGAACCAAGAUUUAUAACUCCUAUUAUUCCAGUUACAACAAAUGAAAUACCACGAUUACCAAUAACAACAAAAUCUCGAAUUCGAGCUUCAUCAGCUAAAGCACGUCUUAAUACAACGUUUCCUAUUUAUAAUGAACCAUUAGAUGAUAAUAUAAAACAACAACGUCGAGAAAUUAAAUCAGCUCAAGGAAUCCGAUUAAAAGAUGAAAUAAAAUUAUCCGAUGAAGAAAAUCAACAAAGUUGUACUCCAAUUUAUUCUGAUUUAAUACAACAACAAGAAUUUCCAUCUAUUCCUCCCACACCACCACCUACGAAUGCUUAUCAAAAAUCUAUUAAUGGUUAUCCUCCAAAUGAACCACCAUCAACACCAAUUGAUAAAAAACUUCUUCGUAUAAAAUCUGAAGUUUCUCCUAAUUUAUAUUAUAUUCAUCGUCCAGGUGUUGUUUCAGUUACAAAUAUUGAUAAACCACCUAUAGUACGAGAAAAUUCAGCAACUAGAAAAACAAAGAAACAAUAUCGACGACCUCAUCAUCAUCAUCAUCAUCAUCAUCGUGAACAACGACAUGAACCAUUACUUGCUCUAACACCUAUAUCACAAUCAACAAGAUUACCUGUUGAAAUCGAUGGUAAUAAAUUAAUAUAUGAUCCAUCAUUAACAUUAGAUGAUCCAUCAUUAAAUUUAACAAAAUAUUUUAUUGAAGGACGUUUAUAUUUAAUUAAAGGUCAUUAUUAUAAUGUUUUAGAAAAUAUAGAUCCAACACUAAUUGAAAAAUAUAAUCAAAAUUUAACUCUUCCUCAACGUCCAAAAUAUUAUCAAACAAUUCCAAUUGAAAAAUAUCAAAUACCUAAACCACCACCAGAAUUACAUUAUAAUGCAUCAGAUACAUAUUUUUAUAAUACAUUACCUAAACGUUUACAUCGUUAUGUAAUUGACCCGAAUUUUAUUUCAGAAAAUCUCAAUGUCAAUAAAAUAUCUAUGUCCAAACGACCAUUAACAGCAGCUGUUGUUCAUUCAACAAUUAAUGAUAUUAAUAGACAACAAAAAACACCAACAACUGUUUAUGCUUGA